Messenger RNA from Trifolium pratense (red clover), 934 nucleotides. Its product is annotated as casparian strip membrane protein 4-like. NCBI's taxonomy places the organism in Eukaryota, Viridiplantae, Streptophyta, Magnoliopsida, Fabales, Fabaceae. The record is from RefSeq and is a predicted model, not a curated record. Bases 122 to 784 code for a protein of 220 amino acids. The transcript is spliced from 3 exons.
CAAAAUCUUCAAAGACCCUAUUAAUUAAAUUUCUAAACCAGCUUUCUUUACACAUCUAUAUAUACAUAUGUAACAAUUUCAACAUUACAUAAUCCUUAGCAUUUUACAUAAUCUGAUUCAAAUGGACUCAAGUAAAGAAGUUGAGGAAUCAUCAACAGUUCCAAUCCUAGAAUCAAAGAGGACAAGAAGCAAUGGCAAAGGGAAAUCCAUUGAUGGAGAUUAUCAUGCUCCUCCACCUGUUGCAAUUGUUUCCACAAAAGCUAUUCCACAUCCCAAAAGUGGAAUGAAAAAGGGAAUUGCAAUCUUAGACUUCAUUCUUAGACUUGGUGCCAUUGGCUCUACUCUUGGUGCUGCUGCUGUUAUGGGGAAUAAUGAACAGAUACUUCCAUUCUUCACUCAGUUUCUUCAGUUUCAUGCUCAAUGGACUGAUUUUCCAAUGUUUCAGUUUUUUGUGGGGGCAAAUGCAAUAGCAGGUGGACUUAUGGUCCUCUUCUUACCAUUCUCAAUUGUCUGCAUUGUUAUACCUCUUGCACUUAAGCCACGGUUUAUACUUGUCAUCAUGGACUUACUGUUGAUGGCCUUAGUUGUUGUAGCUGCUUCAUCUGCUUCAGCUGUUGUGUACUUAACACACAAUGGGAGUCAAGAUGCUAAUUGGAAUGCCGUGUGUCAGCAGUACACUGAUUUCUGUCAGGUUUCCAGUAUGGCUGUGGUUGUUUCUUUUGUUGCUGCGCUUUUCUUGGCUUGUUUGGUUGUGGUUUCUUCUGUAGCUCUCAAAAGGACAUAAAAAGUUAUGAUAUUGAACUUUGAUGGUUGAUGAAAAGUUAAUUAAUUACUCUUUUUAAUUAUGAGUGUUGUAAACUUGUUUCAGUUUGUGGUUUGUAAUUGAUGUUUAUAAUAUUGAGAAAUUGAAAAAUCAUGUUCAAGGUUUGUUUUG